ACUGACACGAUUUCAAGCACACUAGAGUGGGCAAUGGCAGAGUUACUAUGCAACCCGGAAAAAAUGGCAAAAGCUCAAAAGGAGAUCCGAGGAGUCCUUGGGAAUGAAGGGAUAGUUCAAGAAUCAGACAUCUCAAAGCUCCAUUACUUACAAGCCAUAGUUAAAGAGACCUUUAGGUUGCACCCACCCGGCCCACUGCUACUUCCCCAUAAAGCUGAAACUGAUGUAGAAAUAUGCGGCUUCACAGUUCCAAAGAAUUCCCAAGUACUAGUUAAUGUAUGGGCUAUCGGUCGAGAUCCAAGCACUUGGUUGAACCCAAAUGCAUUCGUGCCUGAGAGGUUUUUGGGGUUUGAUAUUGAUGUCAAACGCCGAGAUUUUGAGUUGAUUCCAUUUGGUGCAGGAAGAAGAAUAUGUCUUGGACUGCCAUUAGCUCAUAGGAUGGUGCACCUGAUAUUGGCCUCUCUUCUUCAUUCCUAUGCUUGGAAGCUUGACGAUGGUAUGAAACCAGCAGAUAUGGACAUCAUAGUUCAAAGUCGCGGUAUCGGUUAUUGA
This is a messenger RNA of Vitis vinifera (wine grape), 552 nucleotides long. RefSeq names its product cytochrome P450 76T24. The transcript has a single exon. The coding region runs from base 34 to 552 and encodes 172 amino acids. Gene Ontology annotation, molecular function: monooxygenase activity; heme binding; oxidoreductase activity, acting on paired donors, with incorporation or reduction of molecular oxygen. The record is from RefSeq and is a predicted model, not a curated record. NCBI's taxonomy places the organism in Eukaryota, Viridiplantae, Streptophyta, Magnoliopsida, Vitales, Vitaceae.